CAACAGAUCUCUGCAUCUUAUUUCAAUGGGACUUCAAUCGCAAGCAAAGCAGUCUAUCUCCUGGAUGGUAGCCAAUGGCCCAAUAAACUGCUGCUGAAUCUGACCACAAACAUGAAUGGACUGGCUGCCUUCUCCCUGAAAACUGCUGAUCUCCCUGAAGCUGAUCUGAAUCUGGUGGUAGUGUUCAACUUGCUCCCAGUGCGAUCACUAUCAGAUUAUCCGUAUCCUGUGGAGGAUGAACGGGAGUGCCUGAAUGUUCGACCCCGUCGAUCGGUUCCUACAGACCAAGCUUUCGAAGCUUUCAAGAGUGUGGGGAUUAAGGUUGCAACAAAUCUGCCUGUCCAAGAACCUCACUGCCUGAUGUACAGAGGCCUGAAUUACUAUCGCAACUUCCCUUACAUGCGUUUUCAUGGUCCUGAAGCCUUUGCAAUGGCUGCUGCACCUGUAGGAGUGGGCGCUGGAGGCGAGGGCACUGGAGGUGAUGGCAGCUCCUCUUUUGAUGUGACCGUCAGGACUUACUUUCCAGAAACCUGGAUCUGGCAGCUUGCUCAAGUGGGAAACACUGGAUCCACACGAGUUCCUCUGAAGGUUCCUGACACCAUCACCACAUGGGAGACUGAGGCGUUCUGCCUGUCCUCCAAAGGUUUUGGCUUGGCUCCUCCAGUUCAGCUGACUGUCUUCCAGCCCUUCUUCCUGGAGCUCUCCCUGCCUUACUCCAUCAUCCGUGGAGAGUCUUUUGAGCUGAAGGCCACGGUCUUCAACUAUCUGUCCAAGUGCAUCAUGGUUAAAGUGACUCCAGCUUCUUCCUUGGACUUCAGUCUUAGACCUUUAAAUGAGCCGUAUUCAUCCUGUCUCUGUGCCAAUGGGAGAAAGACCUUUAAAUGGAUUCUGUCCGCUUCUGUUCUCGGAUCUGUAAAUGUGACUGUCAGUGCUCAGGCUGAACAAUCCCAGCUUCGAUGUGGCACUGAAGUUGUGACUGUGCCAACAAGAGGACGCAUUGACUUGGUUACUCGCAGUCUACUGGUUCUGGUAAGUGUUAACCAGGUUUCAGGAGUAAUGAGACUUUUCAUGGCCAGGUUGACCGCCUUCGUCAUGAGGUCUUUUGGCCUAGCAAGGCGUUUCAUCUUCAUUGAUCCCAGUGUCCUCCAGAGCGCAAAGGAUUGGCUGAUCAGCAAGCAGGGUUCAGAUGGCUGUUUUAUGCAGCAGGGAACUCUGUACCACAAUGACAUGAAGGGUGGUGUUGGUGACCAUGACUGGAUGACUGGCUACGUUGUUGCGUCGCUGCUUGAACUAGGUGUCCUUGUCACGGAUCCCAUCAUCACCAAUGCUCUGUCUUGCUUGAGGCCUGUUGUUGGGAACCUGGGAAACACUUACACCACGGCUCUGCUCGCCUACACCUUCAGUCUGGCUGGAGAGACCAGCACUCGAGCACAGCUUUUAAAUGCCUUGGACAAUGUUGCCAUUUCUGAAGGCACUAAGCUCCACUGGUCUCAGACUACAUCUGGUGACACUCUGGCGGUGGAGAUCAGCGCCUAUGUGCUGCUGGCAGUUCUCUUUGUACAGCCUCUCACGACUGCUAAUCUAGGCUAUGCUAACCGCAUUGUCAACUGGCUUGUGACCCAGCAGAAUCCUUAUGGAGGAUUUUCUUCCACCCAGGACACUGUGGUGGCUCUUCAUGCUUUGUCUCUGCUCGCCGCUGAAGUGUUCCGCAUGGAGGGCUCCAGCACUGUUACCGUACAGUCGUUGUCUGUGGCAGGAGAGGUUUACAACUUCGAUGUGAAUCGAGACAACAGGCUGCUGUAUCAGGAGAAGCCGCUGAAGAACGUUCCUGGCAGAUAUAGUGUUCGAGGGAAGGGCUCCACCUGUGUGUCUGUGCAGGUUGCAUGUUUUUACAACAUCCCGACACCCAUUAAAGCUUCCAGAACACUUGGCGUUGAAGUGAAGGUGGCAAGAGACUGCAAAGUGCGUGGAGCAGAUCUCAUGUUGAACAUCACUGUGAAGUACAAUGGUGCAAAACCAACUACCAACAUGGUUAUCGUGAACAUUAAACUCCUGUCGGGUUUCACAGCAGAUACGUCACUGCUUGGAUCUCCACCAGAUUCAUUUGCUCCAUUAGUGCAGCGGGUUGAUACUGGAGAUGACCAUGUGCUUGUGUAUCUGAAAGAGGUGAAAUGUGCACUGGAUAUGUUUUCUAUAUGCCCCCUUCAUGUGUGCUGCAUAU
Messenger RNA from Sinocyclocheilus grahami, 2221 nucleotides. RefSeq names its product alpha-2-macroglobulin-P-like. Lineage: Eukaryota; Metazoa; Chordata; Actinopteri; Cypriniformes; Cyprinidae. The transcript has 15 exons. The annotation marks the transcript as partial. Gene Ontology annotation, cellular component: extracellular region. Gene Ontology annotation, molecular function: endopeptidase inhibitor activity. The record is from RefSeq and is a predicted model, not a curated record.